Selaginella moellendorffii is the source of this 2689-nucleotide messenger RNA. Its product is annotated as xyloglucan galactosyltransferase MUR3. The transcript has 5 exons. Bases 166 to 1815 code for a protein of 549 amino acids. The record is from RefSeq and is a predicted model, not a curated record. Gene Ontology annotation, molecular function: glycosyltransferase activity. NCBI's taxonomy places the organism in Eukaryota, Viridiplantae, Streptophyta, Lycopodiopsida, Selaginellales, Selaginellaceae.
AGGGCUCUCUUUCCUGUUUGCACGUCAAAGAAAUGGUGAAUGGAGCGAGAAGGCGGCAGGGUUUCUCUUCGCUUCCUGGGCACUUAACGCGAUCGAUCCAGCUAGAGCAUGCAAUGCGGCUCCAAUCGGCCACAUUUCGAUCCCAGCCGCGGGAUUCCGUGAAAGAUGGGAGCUUCGUCCCAAAUCUCUGCUAGGAGCAAGGCGAGAAUGGAGAAAUCCGGCAUGGGGAGGCCCAAUCGCUGCCUCUUGAUCCUCGGCUUCGUGGUCUUCUGGUGGGUGAUCUUCUUCUUCAACUUCCUCUCCAUCGCCACUCCCAGCGAAGAUGGGGCUUCCAGUUCCAGAUCCAUCCACAUUCCAUUCUUUAGCUCGCGGCGGGAGCCUCUCAAGAGCAGUUACCCCAGUCCUGGCAAGCUCUCGCCAUCGCCAGUGAGAAGGGUCGAAUUCACGCCUCUCAACGAGCAUCUAUGGAAGCCGCUCAAGAUGUUUGGAGCCAGAGACGAUCGAUGCGCUGGGCGAUACGUCUACGUGCAUCGAUUGCCCAGAGAUCUCAACGAAGGAAUGCUGGACGACUGCCAGCAUCUAAGCUUGUGGACCAACAUGUGUAAGUUCACAGGCAAUGCCGGGCUUGGGCCUCCUCUGGAAGACAAGGACAACGCUUUCUCCGACCGUGGGUGGUACGCUACGAACCAGUUUGCCGUGGAGGUGAUCUUUCACAACCGGAUGAAGCAGUACGAUUGCCUUACGAACGACUCCUCCAUCGCUGCUGCCAUCUUUGUGCCUUACUACGCCGGCCUCGACAUCUCGAGAUACUUGUGGGGUGUCAACGUUUCGACGAGGGAUUCUGGAGCUCUCCGGAUGGUAGACUGGCUCGUGAGGCAGCCCGAGUGGAGGAGGAUGGGUGGACGCGACCACUUCAUGGUCGCGGGCAGGAUAACUUGGGACUUUAGACGAAAGACCGAGAAGGAGGACGACUGGGGGAACAAGCUGUUCAUCAUUCCCGAAGUGAAGAACAUCACUUCGCUGGUGAUCGAGGCCAGUCCGUGGCACUUCAACGACUUCGCCAUCCCGUAUCCAACUUACUUUCAUCCGACCCAGGACUCGGAUGUUGUGGACUGGCAAGUUAGAAUGCGGGGGAUGGAGCGGCCGGCUUUGUUUUCCUUCGCUGGAGCACCCAGGCAGCAGUUGAGAAAGUCGAUCCGUGAGCGGAUCAUGGACCAGUGCCGGGAGUCGCCGCAGUGCAAGCUCCUCGAGUGUGACUUCGGCGAGAGCAAGUGUCACGUUCCCAGUGCCGUGAUGAAGCUGUUCGAGGAGUCGGUCUUCUGCCUACAGCCGCAGGGAGAUUCGUUCACCCGGCGUUCCAUCUUCGACUCGAUGCUAGCCGGGUGCAUACCGGUCUUCUUCCACCCGGACUCGGCUUACUCACAGUUUGUGUGGCACCUCCCACGAAACCACCGCAAGUACUCGGUUUUCAUCUCCGAGAUCGACAUCCGAAGAGGAAACGUGAGCAUCGAGAGCGUGCUCCGACAGAUCCCCGCCGAUGAAGUCCUCAGGAUGAGAGAGGAGGUGAUCCAGCUGAUCCCGAGGCUGCUCUACGCGGAUCCACGGCAGCGUCUGGAAUCCAUGCAAGACGCCUUCGACGUUGCGGUGGAGGCUGUUAUUGACAAGAACGCAAACUUGCGAACGACUCUCUUGCAAGGCAAGGAUGACGACGAGCUGAGGAAGCUCCACAAGCCCGAAGGGGCGGAGACUGACGAGCUUGAUGGUUCGGAGGAAUCAAUCCGACGUUGGCAGUCUCAGGCGGGAAGAAAGAAGUAGAGAUUGGUGGCAGGCAAAGCCCCGCCGCUCCUACGUCGACGAUAUGUAGAUUUCGUAGAGAGAAUGUUUCGAUAUGGAUGUGGAAGGAGGCUUCAAGUGUUUUAAAAGUUCCAGAGUUUCAGGUGUGCAAUAAGAGAAAUGGAGCGCGGAUUCUUUUGAGAACUCGGCUUUAAAAGAGGCUUUUCUCUUUUCCUUUUCAGUGGGAGACACAGAAGCACCGACUUUGAAUACGGGAACCAACCCGGUUGAAUGCUGAUCCAUGGUUGCUGUCAUUCAAUCCAGAUUCCUCGGUCACCAUUCAUGGCGGCUUCUUCUUUUCCUUAAACGUGACACUGGCACUGCGCCGAACGAGUUAAGGCACUGUUCCUCGCCUGGAAUUGUGUGGCGACGUUUGCGACAGACAAUAUGCCUGCAUGUGGUGAAUAGUUUUUUCCUUGGAAGUGCAGUGCAGCGCAGCAGCAAAACGGGAAGUCCACCCUCGGAAACGACCGAGGAUGCACGAGGGCUUGUUGGUUUUGGAGCUGCAGUUGUGGCUGCUGAAUGGUGGUCUCAGUGAUGGCUACAUGGUGCCUCGUGUUGCUGCUGGAUUCUAGACUGAAAUCCACCGCAUGAAAGAGAAGAUAGCAUCAGUAAACUCUGAAGAACGCAAACAAAUCUGUGAUUGUAAAAGCUUAAGGUUUAGAUCUUAGAAAUUUUAUUCAAGAGGCCCGACACUUUGACAAGGUUGCAUCUCGAAAGGCCGUUCCUUAGCGAAGCCACUCUGGUUAGGCCGCUUUUCUUCUCGAGAUCCUCCUUGGAUUGUCUAACGGGCCGAAAGUGUUAUAGACACAUUAGCCUGAGAGCGCUUGUACCAAAAAUUCCGAGUCGUUUCACA